Messenger RNA from Perognathus longimembris pacificus (Pacific pocket mouse), 1404 nucleotides. It is a transcript of the gene Mapk13, whose product is annotated as mitogen-activated protein kinase 13. Gene Ontology annotation, molecular function: MAP kinase activity; ATP binding. Gene Ontology annotation, cellular component: nucleus; cytoplasm. The record is from RefSeq and is a predicted model, not a curated record. The transcript has 13 exons. Gene Ontology annotation, biological process: protein phosphorylation; MAPK cascade. Bases 51 to 1151 code for a protein of 366 amino acids. Lineage: Eukaryota; Metazoa; Chordata; Mammalia; Rodentia; Heteromyidae.
GGGCGCGCAGGGACCGCAGCCGCCGAGCCGGGCCGCGGAGGGAGCCCGGGAUGAGCCUCCUCCGGAGACGGGGCUUCUACAAGCUGGACGUCAACAAGACGGCCUGGGAGCUGCCCAAGACCUACCUGACCCCCACGCACGUGGGCAGCGGGGCCUACGGCGCCGUGUGCUCCGCCAUCGACAAGCGGUCAGGGGAGAAGGUGGCCAUCAAGAAGCUGAGCCGGCCCUUCCAGUCGGAGAUCUUCGCGCGCCGGGCCUACCGCGAGCUGCUGCUGCUCAAGCACAUGCAGCAUGAGAAUGUCAUCGGACUCCUGGAUGUCUUCACCCCAGCCUCUUCCCUACGCAACUUCCAUGACUUCUACCUGGUGAUGCCCUUCAUGCAGACCGACCUGCAGAAAAUCAUGGGCAUGGAGUUCAGUGAGGAGAAGGUGCAGUACUUGGUGUAUCAGAUGCUCAAAGGUCUUAAGUACAUCCACUCCGCGGGUGUCGUCCACAGGGACCUGAAGCCGGGCAACCUGGCCGUGAAUGAGGACUGUGAGCUGAAGAUCCUGGACUUUGGGCUGGCACGGCACGCAGAUGCUGAGAUGACGGGCUACGUGGUGACUCGCUGGUACCGGGCCCCCGAGGUGAUCCUGAGCUGGAUGCACUAUAACCAGACAGUGGACAUCUGGUCGGUGGGCUGCAUCAUGGCCGAGAUGCUGACAGGAAAAACGCUGUUCAAGGGGAAAGAUUACCUGGACCAGCUCACCCAGAUCCUGAAAGUGACCGGCGUCCCAGGCGCAGAGUUUGUACAGAAGCUGAAGGACAAAGCGGCCAAAUCCUACAUCCAGUCCCUGCCCCAGACCCCUAAGAAGGAUUUCACGCAGCUCUUCCCACGCGCCAGCCCCCAGGCCACAGACCUGCUGGAGAAGAUGCUGGAGCUGGACGUGGACAAGCGCCUGACCGCCUCCCAGGCUCUUGCCCACCCCUUCUUUGAGCCCUUCCGGGAUCCGGAGGAGGAGACUGAGGCUCAGCAGCCGUUCGAUGAUUCCUUAGAACACGAGAAACUCUCUGUGGAUGAAUGGAAGCAGCACAUCUACAAGGAGGUGGUGAACUUCAGCCCCAUCGCCCGGAAGGACUCGCGCAGGCGGAGCGGCAUGAAGCUGCAGUGACCCCGGCCUGGCCUCCAGCUGGCCCUGCCCCCCCGCCCCCCUUCACUUCAGCCCUUCUUGGAAAAGCAUUUCCCCAGCCUGCUACGGCCUGGCCUAGCCCGGGCAGAAUCCGGUUCUUCCUGUAGGAGGCUGUCCUUGGAGCCCACAGGCUUGUGUCUGCCUGCCUGUCUGGAGGGGCAGGCACUGGAGGGCUGGGCCCUUUCCUUCCCAGCUGUGGUGGGGUUGCGAACAACUGGGCUGAGCCAGGCCCAGG